AUGGCAGGUCUCUUUGGCGCUGCCGCCACCGCGAGCACAGCACCGAAUCAGACGCUAGGCGACCUCUCCAAGGAUAUUGCCUUAUCCAACCCCCGAGGACAGCGUUUCCGACCUCGCCUUCUCCCCGCUCAGGGUAAUACCGACUUCCUCGCCGUUUCUAGCUGGGAUAAGAAGGUCCGCAUUUACGAGAUUGCUAGUAACGGUCAGAGCGAAGGUCGCCAUGUGUACGAGCACGGAGGGCCCGUCUUCAACGUUGACUUCUCCAAGGACGGCACCAAAAUCGUCUCGGGAGGCGCCGAUAACCAGGUCAAGGUCUGUGAUUUAGGCAGCACGCAGACCGCCCAAGUCGGCGCCCACGACCAGCCGGUGCGCUGCGUGCGCUUUUUCGAGUCGGGCGGCGGUCCUAUGGUCGUCUCCGGCUCUUGGGACAAGACCGUCAAGUACUGGGACUUGAGGCAGCAACAGCCCGCCGCCCAGAUCCAGUGCCAGGAGCGUGUCUACACCAUGGAUGUCAAGGAUAACCUGCUCGUACUCGGCACCGCCGACCGCUACAUCAACGUUAUCGACCUAAAGAAUCCGACCAAGUUUUACAAGACGCUCCAGAGCCCCCUCAAGUGGCAGACCAAGGUGGUCAGCUGCUUCACCGACUCAGCCGGUUUUGCCAUUGGUAGUAUCGAAGGCCGCUGCGCCAUUCAGUACGUGGAGGACAAGGAUAGCGGAUCCAACUUUUCCUUCAAGUGCCAUCGCGACCCUGCCCAAAACAACGUCGUCAGCGUCCACGCCGUAAACGAUAUCUCCUUCCACCCCGUUUACGGCACGUUCAGCACCGCUGGCUCCGACGGCACCUUCCACUUUUGGGACAAGGACGCCAAGCACCGCCUAAAGGGCUAUCCUAAUGUCGGCGGCAGCAUCGUUUCUACCACAUUUAGCAAGACGGGCAACAUUUUCGCCUAUGCUGUUUCUUACGACUGGAGCAAAGGCUACCAACACAACACAACGCAGUCUCCCAUCAAGGUCAUGCUUCACCCCGUCGAUGCCGACGAGUGCAAGCCUAGGCCGGCUGUGAAGAAGAGGUGA
Messenger RNA from Parascedosporium putredinis, 1077 nucleotides. The record is from the annotation of a GenBank genome assembly. Lineage: Eukaryota; Fungi; Ascomycota; Sordariomycetes; Microascales; Microascaceae.